CCAAGUGGGGAUGGAGGGAUGGACGGAGGGAGGGAGGGAGAGGGGGUUAAGGGUGACUGUGGACAGAAGACGAGGGCUAAUUCUGGUCUCCUAAUCCUAGUCCCAAACCUCCCUCCCCCUCUUUGACUUUUCUUCUUCGCCUACCCAACAGUGCUGAGCAAGCUAAUGUAGAGAGACAACUCGCCGACCGUCACACACACACUUAGUCAUACACACAGGGUUUUUUAGGAGGAAGAGGAAGAGGCAAAAGCAGGUGCCUUGUUUUCACCCUAACUAACAGGUGACCUAUCCUGGAUAGCAGUUAGCGUACCUGUUGGGUUUAGCAGAGAAUGUAGCUGCAGCCUAUCGGCUACACCACACAACACACACCACCAUGGGAGAAGCUACAAAGGGCUUGCUCUCGGUCCUUCAGAAGUUGAAAGGGACCACAGAGAGUGUGGAGCUGAGGAUAGUUCUACUGGGUCUGGAUAAUGCAGGCAAGACCACCCUACUGAAGAGCCUCGCCUCAGAAGACAUCAACACUAUCACACCCACACAGGGCUUUAACAUUAAGAGUGUGGCCUCACAUGGCAUGAAGCUGAACGUAUGGGAUAUCGGAGGACAGAGGAAGAUCCGUCCCUUCUGGAAAAAAUACCUUGAAAACACAGACUUACUGAUCUAUGUCAUAGACAGCGCAGACAAGAAGCGGUUUGAGGAGACGGGACUGGAGCUGGAAGAGCUGAUCGAUGAGGAGAACUUAAAGGGUGUGCCAGUGCUCAUCUUUGCCAAUAAGCAGGACCUGGCCACGGCCUCACCCGCCAGUGAGAUCGCUGAGGGACUCAACCUGCACACGUACCGGGACCGCCAGUGGCAGAUCCAGGCCUGCUCAGCAGUGUCCGGGGAGGGAGUACAGGAUGGCAUGAACUGGAUUUGCAACAACAUUGUAAAUAAGAAGAAAUAAACUACCAGCCCUACUGUACCAAUCCUCACUUUCACCAGAGGGAAACAUACCCAAAUAUUGUAUUUUUACACUGUCUGGUUAUUUAUUACUGCAAUGUGUGUGUGUGUGAGAUAUUAUUUUAAAUGGUGCUCCAAUGAAAGAAGAAUAUCGGCCCUAGAAUUUUAAGGAUUUCUUUUUUUUUUAUAUUUACAAAUAUGCCCUAUGUGAAUAUGCUGUAAUAAAAUGAUCAAAUUUACUUAAAUUAGCAUAAUGUCCAUAUCCUGUAAUUUCUGUUUUACCCCAUGUCUGGAAGCUUCACUUGGAGAGUCUCUGUGUUUUCUUAUUUAUAAUGUUACACAAUGAGAGAAUUGACAUAAAGAUGUAAUCAUUUUGUUUGAGUCAGUCAGUCAGUUCGGUAAUCACCAGAGUAGCGUAUGUGUAAAGUAUGUGUGUAAUGUACAAGUAUUUGUGUUUUGAGAUUUUGAGAUUUUUUACAUUAAAAGCAUU
Molecule: messenger RNA, 1426 nt
Organism: Salvelinus fontinalis (brook trout)
Lineage: Eukaryota; Metazoa; Chordata; Actinopteri; Salmoniformes; Salmonidae
Product: ADP-ribosylation factor-like protein 3
Exons: 6
Coding region: 374-940 (188 amino acids)
Biological process (GO): cilium assembly
Cellular component (GO): cytoplasm; microtubule cytoskeleton
Molecular function (GO): GTPase activity; GTP binding
Source: RefSeq, a predicted model, not a curated record